AUUCCGAGGUGCUCCUGAAGGCAGCAGCAGCUCCUGUGGAAACGAACCUGUGCAGAAGUGAACAUGAACGACAGAAACAAGCCGGUGACCCUGAAAAUCAUCCUCGUAGGAAACUCAGGGGUGGGGAAAUCCUCCUUCAUGAACAGGUUUGUGAAUCACCGCUUCACCAACAUGUACCGGACCACCAUCGGGACAGACUUCCUCUCCAAAACAGUCACCAUGGAUGGGGACACCGUCAACCUGCAGAUCUGGGACACCGCGGGCACGGAGAGGUUUCAGUCUCUGGGAACACCUCUGUACCGAGGAGCUCACAUCUGCCUGCUGGUGUUCGACGUCACAUCCAGAGACAGUUUCUCCGCCCUGGAGGAGUGGAGGAAGGAGUUUCUGAUCCAGGGAGAGCCUCAGGACCCAGACCACUUCCCCUUCAUCGUGCUGGGCAACAAGACCGACCUGAGCGACAGGGAGGUGUCUGGCGCAAAGGCCCAGCAGUGGUGCAGCGAAAUCGGAGCACAGUAUUUUGAAGGAAGCGCUAAAGCAGACCUGGAUGUGGAGAAGCCGUUCCUGACAGCGGCUCGGAGCGGCCUACAGCAGUACAAAAAACACACAUUGGAAAAUACAGGACAUUUCCAGAUAACCUGCGAACAGCCGAGAGAAACUCGCAACGCCUGUGAGUGCUGAGUCAGCGCUCGUCCCCGAGAGGCCGGGGGAAAGUUCAGAGAGACCUCGGCACUGCUGAUGAUGACCUAUCUAACGAGGGUGCAAAAAUAGUGACCCAGCAAAGGUACUGUGGAAGGAAAAGGACACAUUGUAUACCACAUGGAGAGAGGAACAAACUCAGUAAAUGUUUUUUCAGUUUUUUUUUUUAUCUUGAGAACCUUCAGCUUAUGGUCUAACUUAAGGCAUCACUACUAAAAUACACUGCUUUUGCAUGCAUGUCUAGUUUUUGUUCAACAGACACACUGACACACACACACAAAUUAUGAAUGCAUAUGAAGAGUUUUUGAGAAAGAAAUUGGGAGAAAAGCACAAAACGAGAGAGACCGAGGCGCCGGCCGGAGAAAAAAGGCGGCAAAGCGGAAAACCUCGAAUCUUCCUGGCCUUUUACCGUGACAAAGUAGAUAUACAGUCCUGCAACGCUCCCUGUACAGCUCGUCGUGUUGUAAUGAACCUAGCAGACUCCCACAGUGAAUCAGCUCGACAGAAGCAAACCAUCAGGGAGACUAUAUAUAUUUAUAUAUAUAUAUAUAUUUGUUUCUUUUAUAAGUAAAGACACAAAAAGGCAAUCGAGAGAUGACCGACAUGUAAAAACAGUUUGUUACAGGUAAUUAUAUAAAAGGCCAAGAUGAUGAAUUUUUUUUGUUUGUUUUAUUCUUGCUCUAUGAACGAACUAAUUUACAAGUGAGUACACUCCGGCUAUGUAAGCUUUUUUCCCCCAAAAGACAUCCCCAUUUUCCACACGGGUUUUACACAUCACAGUUAGCUUGCUGUAGUCUGAAAUACAGAGUCUUGGAAAGGAAAAAAAAAAAUUAAAAUUUAUUAAAUGGAUUCACAAACAUUAAUAGGAAAGGGGAACAUAUGUCUACUAAUAUAAUUUGCCAUUCUAAAAAAGAAAAAAAGGAUAAAAAAAGCGGGGGGACAAUUGUUUAGGUUAUUAAGGGGGGGGAGGGGGGAAAGAUCUGAUGUUUUGUCCUCAUACUUCGUGAGAUUCCAUGUUUGGCAAACAAAGCAACACAAGCAUUGAGUAGUAAACAAAGUAAAAACUCUCCUGGGUCAGAGUGCCCUUCAGUCCUUCAACCUCGGUGGCUUCUACUUGGAACAAAUACAAAAGUCUCUCUCUCUCGUUCAUUUACCUUCUGUCAACAAGAACAUACAACCGGCUGAAUGAAGAUUUCUUUUAAAAA
Trematomus bernacchii (emerald rockcod) is the source of this 1901-nucleotide messenger RNA. RefSeq lists its product as uncharacterized. NCBI's taxonomy places the organism in Eukaryota, Metazoa, Chordata, Actinopteri, Perciformes, Nototheniidae. Bases 64 to 678 code for a protein of 204 amino acids. The record is from RefSeq and is a predicted model, not a curated record. Gene Ontology annotation, molecular function: GTPase activity; GTP binding. Gene Ontology annotation, cellular component: lysosome; late endosome; phagocytic vesicle. The transcript has 5 exons. Gene Ontology annotation, biological process: endosome to lysosome transport; phagosome-lysosome fusion.